AUGUUACCUCGGAGUAGGCAAAGAGAUGCAUUCGGCCAUUUCCUUUGUUUGGUUGUUAGCUUCACUGUACAGUUUCGCACAAAGGACAGUGUAACGUCUCUCGCUAUGAAGUCGCCAAGGAGUCAGGAUUUUAAAACUUGUAGACUUACAGCUGAAGAAAAAGAAAAGUUCCUCGACGAAAAUAACAAAUUUCGCGGAAUGGUGCAACCAACUGCGGCCGAUAUGGAGUUUUUGGUGUGGGACGAUAAUCUUGCAAAUAUGGCUCAAAUGUGGGCAGACAAGUGCAUCUGGGACCACGGAUUUGUGAUGUUUGGAAGCCAAUAUCCAUACAGCGUGCCUUUCAAGGGACAAAUAGGUCAAAAUCUUGCUAGGGAGUAUGGGGAGCUUUCAAACCCAGUGGACCGCGUGGUGAGAUGGUACAAUGAACAUAAAUACUGGAUAUUUGGCAAGUACACAAGCCCGAUGGGAGCUUCUUGUAGAAAGACACCUUGUGGACAUUACACACAGCUGGCAUGGGCUCAAGCGAAGCAUCUUGGAUGCGCAGUUAACUUCUGUUCGAGCUUUAACGACGGCGUCGAGGGAACAAUGGUGGCCUGUGACUAUACAACGGGUAACAUUGGAGGUCAAUACCCAUACAUGGCUGGUACCCCCUGCACCAAAUGCGCAUCUGGUAAAGGAUGGUGCUACAAAAAUCUGUGUCGAAAUUGCACUGACUUCGACAAAGAUUGCGGAGGUACUUCUUUGACGGCAGCGAUGUGUUCUUCACACCCAGAAUUAAUGGAGAAGAAGUGUCCUAAACUAUGCAAUAUGUGCAAGUGUCCUUUAAAAUGUCAAAACGGAGGUACAUUAAACGAACAGGACUGCGUUUGUUCUUGCGCUUCUGGCUGGAGGGGUAUGGACUGUUCAGACAAGGCAUGCGAACCUGGCUAUUAUGGAGAAAACUGUGAAAAUCGUUGUUACGACAAGGCUGGGACGGAAACCUGCCAAUACCGUGUGAAAGCUGGUUUUGAUUGUAAAGAGAAAUUCAUGGAAAUAGAUUGUGCUUUGACCUGCGGAUAUUGCGUCCCUGCAGGUGGCCAAGUUACCACAACAGCAGCUCCUGUCACAGCAAUGCCAACAACACCUCAACCCGGAGUAAUUACCUCAAAACCAGUAGUUUCUUCCACUGUGACUCCAAAUGCUAUAGCAGUUCUACCCACACCCAAGCCUCAAGUGUGUAAAACCGACCAAAAUUCUGGUUGCGAGGGAUGGGCGGCAAUUGGUGAGUGUGAAAAGAACCCGCUGUGGAUGAUACCGAAUUGUUGCGUCAGCUGCCGGCAUCAUCAGGCACCAAAAGACUGCACUGAUGCAAGCCCAAGCUGCUCAAGGUGGGCUUACGCUGGAGAAUGUGAAAACAACAGAUUAUGGAUGCUUAAAAACUGCAGAAAAAGCUGCAAUCAAUGUGGAGAUUGCACAGAUUCUGACCCAAGAUGUCCAUCGUGGGCUUUAUCAAACCAAUGCAACUCAGGUGAAAAGAUACACGAAAAAUGUCGGAGAAGCUGUGGUUUAUGCAAAGUCUACGACAGACAUAACGAAUGUCCAGCUUGGUCUGCGAUGGACGAAUGUAAAAAAUCCAACUGGACUUGGAUGGUGGAUCAUUGUCCACGAAGCUGUGAUGUUCCAUUUUCAGAAGCCUCGUUUUGCGGAGGAAAAGAAAACGGUAAUUACCAGGCCCCCACCACGUGCCAAGCAUUCAUAGCUUGUUCGAAUGGCGUUACAAGUCACGUGAAAUGUCCCGCAGGAAAGAAAUUUGACACAGUUAGAAGGAUAUGCGUACUAGUUGAUCAAGCCGCUUGUACAGUGGUCUUUCCAAGUAAAAAGUCGAAGCCAUUUAUGAUAAUGACGCUGUAAAGAAGAACAGAGCUGAACUUCGUUGUUGCCUGUCAAACACGACUUGCACCCGACUAUAUAUACGCGUUGAAACCUUUUUGCGUCGCUAGGGAAGUGAUGACUAGGCUCCAAGUGGAAAACUAAACCCGCGGUCUAACAAUAAUCGUAAUAACCACAAAGUUCUAACGUAAAGUUCAGCUAAUUAUAAAGAGGGGCUCUGUAUUUUUCCUUUUUGCUUUAGAAUUUUGAGUUUAAAUAGUAAUCAAAACUUAGAGGUGUGGCUUUAGAAGAAGUGUUAUAGUGUAGCGGUCGAGACACUCGUCAGAGAUAUUCCGCAAUAUCCAAACCUGGGUUAACCAGCAAGCCGAAGGCAGAUGUAUGAAACUUACUUGAUUUGAUUCUUGCUACUCACUUUGUAAAACUGUUCGGUUUGGUGAUUAUGCAAGCGAAGCUUAUGCAGUGGAAAGGUCCAUUUAACCAGGGGAAGAUGAGAACCUCAAUGGGGAAGCUCUCACUAAGAAACAUAAGAGGAAAAGACAUUUCAAAAAGUUGGUGCCUGUGAGCGGAUAAAAAAAACUCUUCUAAAAA
Molecule: messenger RNA, 2457 nt
Organism: Pocillopora verrucosa
Lineage: Eukaryota; Metazoa; Cnidaria; Anthozoa; Scleractinia; Pocilloporidae
Cellular component (GO): extracellular region
Molecular function (GO): chitin binding
Source: RefSeq, a predicted model, not a curated record